Molecule: messenger RNA, 492 nt
Organism: Talaromyces proteolyticus
Lineage: Eukaryota; Fungi; Ascomycota; Eurotiomycetes; Eurotiales; Trichocomaceae
Product: thioesterase family protein
Exons: 2
Coding region: 1-492 (163 amino acids)
Cellular component (GO): mitochondrion
Molecular function (GO): fatty acyl-CoA hydrolase activity
Source: RefSeq, a predicted model, not a curated record
AUGCCCGCAACCCCAUCCAAAAAACUUCGCACGCGAAAAGACUACCCAUUCCAACUGGAGUACAGAACUCGAUGGUCGGACAACGACAUGUAUGGCCAUUUAAACAACAGCAUAUACGCCUUCCUCUUCGAUUCAAUUAUCAACACGUACCUUAUCUCUCACUGUGAUCUUGAUCCAACUCAUGAGAACAAAUCUGCCGACACGCACAAUCAAAUCGGACUUGUGGUGUCAUCUUACUGUGACUAUUUUGCCUCCGUCGGGUUUCCAGAUCUGUUAGAUCUGGGUCUCAAGGCAGUCAAACUUGGCUCUUCCAGCGUCACGUACGAAGUUGGUGUUUUCAAGAGAGGCGAGGAGGCUGUCAAAGUCGUUGGUGGGUUUACCCAUGUCUUUGUGGACAGGGAGACGAUGAGACCUCGAUCCGGUAGUGGGAUGCAUGAUACUAUCAGGAAGGGACUGGGGAAAUUGUUUGUUGCGGAUGGGUCAAAAUUAUAA